This is a messenger RNA of Penicillium malachiteum, 3111 nucleotides long. RefSeq lists its product as uncharacterized. Gene Ontology annotation, molecular function: protein binding. Lineage: Eukaryota; Fungi; Ascomycota; Eurotiomycetes; Eurotiales; Aspergillaceae. The transcript is spliced from 10 exons. The record is from RefSeq and is a predicted model, not a curated record. Bases 1 to 3111 code for a protein of 1036 amino acids.
AUGGAUGGUAUACUCAAGGCUGUGUCUGUGUUUAAGAAUUUGGGCAAUGCUAUCGCCAAUGUCGACCCGUCCCAUAUGGGAGUCGCUUGGGUGGGCGUCAAUAUGAUUUUGCAGCUGAUACUGAGUGGCGCCGAACAGAAUGCUGCCGCGCUUCAAGGGUUGGCUCAAAUCUCCCCUAUUAUCACGAGAUAUGCAAAGGUUGAGGAGAUCUAUAUUGAGCAAAGACAGAGAAGUCAGGCUAUAGAUCUCAACAAAGACUUCAGAACGCAGGUCGUCAAUCUCUACACCACUAUUUUGGUAUACCAGGGGACAAUCAUAUCGCACAGUAAACGCAAUCGCUUAGUGCAGUAUGCGAGAGCAAUUCCAAAAGUCGACGACUGGAACACACUAUUGCAAGAUAUUGUCAACCUGGAUGCAGAGUGCAGAAAGUUUACUCAGAUUUUCGACUCCGAAGAACAAACGGAUCGAUACUGGGAGCUAAAGGAUAUCUUGGAACAACAGGAUCAACAGAUGGAGCAAGUGUCUUUUGACUUGAGUCAUAUAAAGGACCAAAAUGAGGCACUGAUCAAUGAUAAUGAUCGGCGUGAACAUAAAGAAAUCCUUGAUUGGGUCUCAACUAACAUGCCUCACAAUGAUCAUAUCCGAAUCCUGGAGCAUGGAAAGCUGAACAGCGACUACGCACAGUCAGGAAAAUGGCUCUUUUGUCGGUCGGAAUUUGAGUCGUGGCGGAAUACCAGUGAUGAGAGCCAGUCUGUCCUCUGGUUGCCCGGACCAGUUGGCACCGGAAAAAGCUCUUUAGUUUGUCUUGUUGUGGAACAAUUUUUGAAUCAAUCAAGACCUAUUGGCGAAGAACCCGAUCGAAUGGCAUUCUUUUAUUGCUCGAGAAAACAGGGAACAAACGAGGCAAAUAGUCCAAAAGCCGUUCUUCGAAGUAUUCUUCGUCAACUAGCGUGGUCAAAAACCAAUCUCUCAGUUGCACCCAUUGUGAAAGAGAGUUACCGACAAUGGCAGCAAGAUCAGGGUUAUGGUGGCCGUGAGCUACUAGCAGAUGACUGCAUUAAGCUGUUAAAUCAACUUAUCGCGUCCAACAAUCACACUACAAUCAUCAUUGAUGCUUUGGACGAAUGCUCCGACUUUGACGAGCUCCUGUCUAAUCUAGAGGAAAUAAUGGUUGCAGGUCAAGGGAGAGUCAGAUUUCUACUUUCGAGUCGAAUGCAUGUCCCCGUUCAGGAUGUAUUUCCAGACAAUGUCAGGAUAGAAGUCGGUCUCGAUAACAAAGAUGACAUCGAACUUUUCAUCAAAACCAAGAUUGAGCAGAAUCAACGACGUCUGGAUCAAUGCAAAUCAUCGGCGCUCAAGCAUCGAAUCAUUAAGACCCUCAGCGACCGGGCUCAAGGAAUGUUUCGAUGGGUUGAACUGCAGCUGGAUAUUUUCUUUAGCUCCAAGUCUAAAAUCAGGCGACCAGAUGUGUUCAGGAAAAAGCUUGAAACACUUGAAUCAGGAUCUGGGAUUCCAGAGCUGGAGGAGGUGUACGACGAGAUUUACGAUAUGAACGUGUCGACAGAUGAGGACCGCAGUGCUGCAGAACGAACAUUGAAAUGGAUAAUGUGUUCCCGAGGACCUUUGAGCAUCGAAAUCCUCGUGAAAGCGGUGUCUCUUGGUUCAAAUGGCGACCCCGAUGAGGCAGUGGAUGAAGACUAUAUUCUGGCAAUCUGCAGUAACUUCAUCAUCAUUGAUCAUAACCAAAUGGUUCAGUUUGCGCAUCUCUCAGUUCGAGAAUAUUUGGUCAGCGGCUUAAAGCAUCGCUAUACCACCGCCAAUGCAAAUACUCAGGGAGAUGCGGACGCGACGGAAAGGGAUGGGUUCCUUCAGUAUACAGCGUUGUACUGGCCAUUCCAUUAUUCACAAGCAUUGGUGGACGAUGAAAAAGGACAACCCCUUGAGAACCUUGUCAGCAAGCUCCUAUCCCCUGGAGAGCCAAGCGAUGGUUUCACCACAUGCUUGCAAAUCUGGGCAGAUGUUUUAGAGGAGGUCGAUACCCGUGAGUUGUAUCCGAGGAUCAAGGCUAGCUUGAAUCCAACCAAGUCUCCAGUAUUUACGGCAUGUGCCUGGGGCUUCUAUGGCGUGUUACAGAAGGCAUUAUCUGCUGCUUUCAAUCUGGAUGAGCGUAAUGAUGAUGGUGAUACUGCUUUGGCUGUGGCAACAUCUUUCAACCAUAUUGAAAUAAUGACCCUGCUACUGGAAAACGGGGCAGACGCUAAUGCAAUUGGGAGUAAAGGGGGGUCACUUGAGGCUGUCAAACUUUUGAUCCAUCAUGGGGCGGAUGUCACAAAGGCAAUUAAAGGCCCCAUAAAUGACAAGUGGACACCGUUACAUCUAGCGACAUGCCGUGAGUUUGAGGAUAUCGCUCUUCUCCUACUGGAAAAAGGAGCUAGUAUCAAUGCAAAGACCAAGAGUGGCUCAACACCUCUACAUUUAACCAUUCAUGGACGCACUGCAGUUGCACAACUGCUUCUGGAACACGGCGCAGACCCCAAGAUAGAAGACAAAAACGGCCAAACGCCUUUGCAAAAAGCAGCAGCAAAUGGUGAUGAGGAUAUGUUAAAGCUCCUUUUGAGAUACCAAGGUCUUGAGUCCGAAGCAAAGAAGUGGACUCAGCAAGCGCAAUUUUACAAUGCAGUUCGUGAAGGGGAUGAAGCUACUGUUGGGCUGCUACUAGAAGAUGGUGUAGAUAUGAUGACGAGAAGUGUUCGGGGAGAAUAUCCACUGCACUGGGCUAUGCACCGCGGGCACCGAGGGGUUGCGUCUCUGCUUCUGCAGAAAGGCGCAGAUAUUGACGCAAAAGAUAAAUUUGGCGAGACUCCACUGUUGUUGGCUUGCAGGGAGAGAAAUGAGGAAAUGAUGCUGUUCUUGCUGGACAAAGGGGCAGACAUCAAUAUCAAGAAUGAAGAAAGAGCAGGUGGAUUCACGGCACUAUCUUUAGCGACUUUCUUUGGGGAACAGCAGAUUGUGGAAAUGCUGUUAAGACGGGGAGCGAGCCCAUCAAGUGUGGAUCUCGAUUCAUUGGAAGCCGCAGAGGAAUAUGAUCUAUCUGACACGUCUGGAACUUGA